This is a messenger RNA of Peronospora farinosa, 2562 nucleotides long. The record is from the annotation of a GenBank genome assembly. Lineage: Eukaryota; Oomycota; Peronosporomycetes; Peronosporales; Peronosporaceae.
AUGAUGGAGGAAUCGACUGUUGUGUCACCCGUAAAACCCCACGUGGAAUCACCUCAAAGCAUCGAGAAUGUAGUAGUAGCAGCAAUGAGAUCAUCUAUCCCCAUAGCAAGUGAUAUGGACGAGAGAGAGAAGAGCUUGAUAAGAACGCAGCAAGAAACGCAUCAGCUUAAUGAAGACGGCAUCGAGUCGGAUAAAGCUCAUACGGAUACUGACAAUGAGGAAGAAAUGGAGCAACAUAAGAAGGAGCAACAUAAGGAGGUUAUGUCAACGUUAGUGGAGACGUUGAUAGUGGAAUCUACAAGUCUUGAAGAGGAGAAUGGAGAGUGUAAGACGUCUAUGGGGCAACCUUUAGCGAAGGAUAUUAGAGAGAAAGAUGUGUGUGUAGCUAUGGAAGAGCAGAGUGAAAAGAAUGUGGAAGUGGAUGUACAAAAGGAGACUAUAGAGGAGCAAAAGAAGGAGAAUGUUGCUGAGGUGGUUUGGGUGGUGCAGUCACCACUACAGUCGACUGCUGUGAAGACUGUUGCUGCUAAAGAAGUGGAGGUGCACAGUGAGAUGAAAGUACAGAAUGAAGUUGAGCUGAAGGUGGUGCCUAAGGUACAGAAUGGAAUAAAGGCUAAAGUGCAGAAUGAAGUGGUGCCUAAAGUGCAGAAUGAAGUGGUGCCUGAGGUACAGGAUGAAAUAAAGGCUAAAGUACAGGAUGAAGUGGUGCCUAAGGCACAGGAUCAACUAAAGGCUAAAGUACAGGAUGAAGUGGUGCCUAAGGUACAGGAUGAACCAAAGGCUAAAGUGCAGAAUGAAGUGGUGCAUAAGGUACAAGAUGAACCAAAGGCUAAAGUGCAGGAUGAUGAAGUGGUGCCUAAGGUACAGGAUCAACCAAAGGCUAAAGUACAGGAAGAUGAAGUUUUUGUGCCUAAGGUACAGGAUCAACCAAAGGCUAAAGUACAGGAUGAUGAAGUUUUUGUGCUUAAGGCACAGGAUGAACUUAAGGGUAACGUGCAGGAUGAAGUGGUGCCUAAGGUACAGAAUGAAGCGGACACUAAAGUACAAGAUAAAGAGAAGACUACAGUAUUGAUAAUGGAAGCUGAGGAACACGAAGUGGAGCUUGUGAUUUCGUCUCCAAAGCGCUUGACUCCACUGAACCUGGUACAUCAUGAUAUUGAUGAUGAAGAAAGUGACAGUGAGGACGAGGAGGAGGAAGUAGCUCCAAGGGAAGCUGAAGAGGAAGGUGCUGAUUUGGGUACACCUCUAGGUUACGGAGGCGGUGCUAACUUUGACGAAGAACAAGCUGAUUUUGCAUCGCAUCGUUUUCUGGGUCCAAGUGUAGCAACGGAUCCGAGUUCAGUUCGUGCGUUACACAGCUUACGUCGUGUUGCACUUCACGACAAGCCGCCUCGCUUUGUUAGUGAGGCACCAGUGAUUACAGCUAGAACUGCCAGCUUGACGAGCAGCGGCGAGUCUUCAGGACGGAACUCGUCCAGUGCAACUGUAACUUACACUUCUGAUGGCUUACGCUCGCAAUCUGAAGCCGGUUUCGUGGAAAACAUGCUCAACACUUACACUUUAACGUUUACUGAGCCUGUGCUUGGUUUCGAUACGAACAUUGUCAUGUCAUUAGAGAACGAGUUAAUGGUCGAAGUCUGGAGUGUAGAGAAGGACAGUCCUGCACAGCGUGGCGGUGUGGUAGUGGGUGACAAUCUGAUCAGCGUGAAUGGGCAGCACAUCGAGCCACACAUGACAAAGGAGCAGGUACUUAAGAUGAUUGAAGCCUCUACGAUUCCACGAACGCUCCUGUUCCAGCGUGACAUGCACGACAAGGAUCCGUCGCAGUCGAAAAGUCUGCCUGACAAGAAGCUCGUAACUGCAAAACCUCUAAUGGGGCGUCUGGGUGCAGCAAUGAGCCAAGGAGCGUCCUUGAUUGGCUCCAGGUUGAAGCGUAAGAAAACGCUCGUGCAUGAGAAUUCGUUCUGCGAUGGCUGUGGCAUGGAUCCGAUCACUGGUGCGCUCUGGACGUGCAGCGUAUGCUCCAACUAUAACUUGUGCAACGAGUGUUAUGACGUCGGCACGCAUGGCAUGGAAAACACGGAGCAGAUGCAGGCACUCAAUGAGGCCAUUGUGCAGUAUAAGCUACAGAAGAAGUGCAAGCAUUUCACGCCCGAGUUUUUUCUGUCGCUCCGCCGCGAUAUUUGUAAGGGACGACCAGACAAGUUUGAGUACUUGGGUGAAUGGAUUGCAAACAUUGUGGUGGGCACGUCUACAGCAAAAAUUACAGUACGAGGUAUUGAGAUUCCAUCCCUUCCACCUGCUGCGCGUCAACGAUUCGUGUCACAUCUUAUGCCGCUAGUGUCUAAUCGAACGGAUAUCGAAGUAAACAUUGAAUGGCUGCCUGAUGAAGCGGAUCCAUCUAGCGCAGCUGGUCGCCCAAGCGUGGAUCGAAUGAGUGUUGGUGUAUAUGGCAGUGAAGAAGAAGACGACGAUGGCGUUGGUAACGUUCCGGACAAUUUAGAAAAGCUACGUAUUUGGAUUUCCGACAAAAAGACACGCACGACGUCACCAUUUGCGUGA